CGGCGGGGCAGAGAGCGUCGUGCUCACGACAGCUCCCCACACCAAGAUAAGCUCUCAGUGGUGACACCUCAGUGGGAUUUUAUACCCUGUCCUCCCAAAGGAACUACCUUUUGCACCAUUUCCAUUAGUCUCGUCCUCUUGGCAAGCCCAUCACAUAAGUGAGGAGGUCAGCGGACCCGUCUCUAAGUCUGUGUGCAGCUUGAGGAUCUCUAAAGAUGACGAGCAAAUCCAACAGCAGUGUUCUGGGCGGCAAGGCGUUGUCCUCCCCUCUUCUGUCCUCCCCAAACCGCCAACGGCUGGUCACAAAAGAUGGACAUUGCACCCUCCGCCCUCCCCCGUGUCCCUCGGGGUCAUGGCUCGGAGCAUUGAGCCGCCGGGCCUGGCUGCUCGCCCUCCAUGACAUGUGGGGACAGUUAGUGGGUCUGCGCUGGAGAUGGGUUCUGUUGGCCUUCUGCACAUCUUUUGUGGCACACUGGCUUCUGUUUGCUUGUCUGUGGUACUUGCUGGCCCACAUCAAUGGAGACCUGGAUGUGCUGGAUCAUGACUCCCCUCCGCAGGGGCAUGUGGUUUGCGUGAAGCACAUUACCAGCUUCACCGCUGCCUUUUCCUUUUCCCUUGAGACACAGCUCACCAUCGGCUAUGGCACCAUGUUCCCUAGUGGGGACUGUCCGAGUGCCAUCGCUCUACUGGCUGUGCAAAUGCUGCUGGGGCUCAUGCUGGAGGCAUUCAUCACAGGUGCAUUUGUGGCCAAGAUUUCCUGUCCCCAGAAGCGAGCUGGGGCCAUCCAGUUCAGCCCCCAGGCUGUGGUGGGCCAACACCAGGGCCAAACUUGCCUAAUGCUACGAGCCACAAACCUGCUGAGGCGCCCCCUGGUGGAUGUGAAGGUGAGUGCUGUGCUUUAUGAGGAGAAUGAAGGCCAAGCCCUGCAUCAAACCUCUGUGGACUUCUUCAUGGACCAUCUGGGCCAACAGCCUUGUCCCUUCUUCAUCUUCCCACUCACCUUUUUCCAUCCCCUGGACCGCCGCAGUCCGCUCUACCUGGCCCUGCAUGAGGACACAUCCAGUCAAUUUGAGCUGGUGGUGUUCCUGUCGGCCUCCCAGGAGGGAACAGGCGAUACCUGUCAGAAGCGGACCUCCUACCUUCGCCAGGAAAUCCAGUUUGACCGUCGCUUUGUGCCUGCCUUAGGUUUUGAUGCCCACGGGAGGUACACGAUGAGCAACCAUCACUUCGACACAACACACUCCAAGGAACCUUUAGACAAGGACUGUGUUGUGCAGAUCAAUGGUGAUGGUAGCGACAGGAUGGAGUGAGGAUACUGGUUCCACUGGGACAACAAGCAGUUUCUAAGGAGAUACUUUGAGCAGAAGGCUAAAUAAUUUUUGGAUUUUGAAGUAUUUCUGUCUUAACCAACAGAUCAUACCAAAAAGGGCGGUUCCUUUUCACGGUUACAGCCAAUUCCUAUAAAAUAUGCUUGGUUAUGGAUUGUCAUAGUGUCAUAUAAAGUUUCCCUAUUGCGGAAUAGCGGAACCUCGGUUAGCGUCAUUAAUCCCUUCCGGAAGGUUCGACUCAAACCAAAACACACUUUAACCAAAUACAUUUUUCCCCAUAAGAAAUCAUGUAAAUCCAAUUCAUCUGUUCCGGACAUCCAUAAAUGUUAAUACAAAUAACUUUUUCAUAGUUUUACAAUUAUUAUUACAAUUAUUACAUGAACAUUUACAUUGCUGCCAAAGACGGGGACAAAGAGCAGCGACGGAGAAGAAGAGAGAUUCACACAAUGACACCUUCAUUACUUAGCUACGAGUUAGUUCUUGAAUUCAGUAGUGUUUCUCACCUUCUUUAUCAGAUGCUGGCACUUGUAACUUUCUUUGGCUCCAUUGUGGGUUAUUUUGCAGCCGUGAUCAAUAAGCAAAGCAGAGACUUGUGGCAUAGUUAACAAAGAACUACACUAACCGAGGUUUCGCUGAAAUGCAAAAGUAACAGGUAUGAUCCAAACGGUACACUGACGAUACGGUACACACCAUUCUUAGGCUGCGUCUUGUCUCAAAUACUUCCGUCAGUACACUUCAGUAAGUACUGAGUGUGCGAAUUUUGACAUUGUAGUGCUCUUCCAGAUCGAUUACUCUUGUAGCGCACAUACAGGAAAUGGAUAGUAAUAUUUACCCACUUCUUCUGUUCACUACUUUCCACCGCUACGGGUUACGCCUCAGCUGCCAUUAUUUUAAAUUAGUCCCUCAGGGCCCAUCGUUGCACGCUCACCAUGUUGGCCGUUUUGAGUGCAACAUCUGGAUACUAAGUGGGAAGACAAAGUGUAAGUGUGGAGUGAUGGAUGCUAACCACCCUAGAGGCUAACUCGAGAGGUUGCAAUUCACCAUUAAAAAGGAGAGAAGAAGAAGAAGUGGGUAAAUAUUCCAACCGGUAAGUGUGCAACAACAGUAAUGGAUUUGGGACAACACUGCACUGUCAAAAUGUGUGCUCUCAGGAACCAAGUACACACGGUAGUCAGUAUUGACGUACACUGACAGAAGUAUUGGAUUCGAGACACAGCGCUGGUUUAAAGCUAACUACUGGUAAUCACAUCACCAAACUCAGACCAAUCCCUCACUCUAAAGAUCUACCUGUAGACCUAAAAACAAACAAUGCCAAUUUACAGUGUUUUUGUAUUGAUGUGGUCAUCUCAGAGAUUGAAGGAGUUUGCUGAAACCUCGUUGCCUUGUAAAAUGAAUUAUGCAACCUGAUGUUUUCAUUGCAGUACAGUUAAAUGUUGGCGUUGAUAAUGUGAUUAGAAAAAAAACCCACCAUUGCUUGCAUCUAAACCUCUAAUCAGAUUUUUUUUCCGAAUUGUAUUGAUUGAAAAGUGCUUCUGUAAUGAACAACAAGAAUGCUUUAUUCCGGUGUCUGACAUUUUCUAACAAAGAAACUGAUGAAAUAGUAUGGCUGAUUGGUCGGUGAUUGCUUUACUUUCGAAAAAUCAUUGCACAGAUCAACACUUCAGAGAUUGUUUUUU
Messenger RNA from Dunckerocampus dactyliophorus (ringed pipefish), 3004 nucleotides. RefSeq names its product potassium inwardly rectifying channel subfamily J member 13 (gene kcnj13). The transcript has 3 exons. Gene Ontology annotation, molecular function: inward rectifier potassium channel activity. Gene Ontology annotation, biological process: regulation of monoatomic ion transmembrane transport; potassium ion import across plasma membrane. Lineage: Eukaryota; Metazoa; Chordata; Actinopteri; Syngnathiformes; Syngnathidae. The record is from RefSeq and is a predicted model, not a curated record. Gene Ontology annotation, cellular component: plasma membrane. The coding region runs from base 216 to 1310 and encodes 364 amino acids.